GCCACUGAAAAACUUGCCAUUAUCAACUGGAUAAAAGAGGACGCCCAGGCGAAAGGUAUCAUUUGCAGAAAGCUGUCUGGAGUUGUUCAAGGACUCUUGAGUGAAACUUUGAUGGCCAGGGAGCAGUGGACCACUCUUGCAACUCAUUAUGCACAUCUAGAUGUAACAUCCCAGUUCGAGCUUUGCGUGCAACUAUUUGCAGAAAAGUUGAAAGAUGCUGACAACACCUCUCGAUAUAUCAGUACUUUUGAAAAUGCAAGAUGUCGCUUUGCUGAAAUGGCAUUUCUACUGUUGCAUGGUCUCCCCACUACUCCAGAGUGG
This is a messenger RNA of Suillus subalutaceus, 321 nucleotides long. RefSeq lists its product as uncharacterized. The transcript has a single exon. Lineage: Eukaryota; Fungi; Basidiomycota; Agaricomycetes; Boletales; Suillaceae. The annotation marks the transcript as partial. The record is from RefSeq and is a predicted model, not a curated record.